This is a messenger RNA of Cordyceps militaris CM01, 1452 nucleotides long. RefSeq names its product integral membrane protein (Ptm1), putative. The transcript has 4 exons. Gene Ontology annotation, cellular component: Golgi apparatus; membrane. Bases 1 to 1452 code for a protein of 483 amino acids. Lineage: Eukaryota; Fungi; Ascomycota; Sordariomycetes; Hypocreales; Cordycipitaceae. Gene Ontology annotation, biological process: retrograde transport, endosome to Golgi. The record is from RefSeq and is a predicted model, not a curated record.
AUGUACAGCAGAAAAUCAUGGGGCGGUUCCGUUGAUCCAUUCAUCCUCGUCAAGUUUCUGAAUAAUACCCUCCCCGAAGGAGACGACCCUACCGUCAGUCUCGUCAUAUUCGAGUGGAAAGACAGAAGCUUUGUCGGUGUCCCGGGGGAAAGCGGCGAAAAUGAUCUUCUCCCAUGCAACCAAGACUUUAUCAACAGCGGCGCUUGCAACACGACCGAUCUGGGCGAAUUCAUAUUAGCAGAAAACGCCACCGAAAAAUCGAAUGCCUUCAUCCUCUCCAAGGCCAUCCACCUCAAAUCUAGCGGCCCGGUUCGAUACAACAUCAAGGAGACGGGCUACUACUGCAUCUUCACCCAGGGCUUCAACAUCGACGACUAUUCCGCCGUUGCUGAGUUCCGCAAUGCCUUUGGCGAGAUAUCGGCAACACAGAUUCCCAAGCUUCCCUUCUACGGCGGCAUGAGCAUCCUCUACGCGCUCAUGGCAGUGUACUGGGGCUUCCUCUACUAUCAGCAUCGCCACGACAUUCACUUCCAAAACACGCACGGCUCCAAUGCUGGCGCCAAGGCCUUCCUCAUUAUAGUCGCUAUUCUCAACGCUGCUAGAAAUUCGUUUUCUUUCUUCCUUUUGCUCAUCGUCUGCAUGGGAUACGGCGUAGUGAAGCCCACGCUGGGCCGCGCCAUGAUCUACGUCCGCUAUCUCGCCGCCGCUCACUUUGUGUUCGGUCUCAUCUAUGCCAUUACCAGCCUGCUUUCCUCUCCCGAGAGUGUCGGCCCGUUUGUGCUACUCAUCGUGCUCCCCUUGGCAGGCACCCUGACUGCUUUUUACGUAUGGACGCUUAACUCGCUCAACUUUACGCUCAAGGAUCUACGCGAACGCAAACAGCACGCCAAGGAAACCAUGUAUAAGAAACUCUGGUGGUGCAUCCUCCUUACCAUCGUCGUCACCUUUGGCUUUUUCUUCCUCAACAGCUUCAGCUUCGCCUCCAUCCACGAGGCCGACUUUGUGCCGUCCCACUGGAAAACGCGCUGGUUCGUCCUCGACGGCUGGCUCAACAUUGUCUACCUUGCCGACGUGGCCUGGGUCGCCUAUGUCUGGCGCCCGACGGCCAACAACCGCCGCUUCGCCAUGAGCGAUGAGAUUGCCCAGGACGACGACGGCCACUUUGAGAUUGGCGAGAUUGGGAUGCCCGGCGACUCCGAUGAUGAGGACGAGGAGGCGAACCUCGGGAGAACAAAAUCUGGUGCCGCCGGCACCAGUAGUGGCGCCGCGCAAGCCGGCCAGACAAGCGGCGUCAUCUCCGCAGCCGCGGCUGGUGCCUCGGUGCAGAAGCCGACGCGCAGCGUGCCGCGCGACUCGAUCGAGGGCGAGACCAUCUUUGCUGUGGGCGAGGAUGGUGACAGGUUCUCUGAUGACGACAGCGACGAGGACGUCAAGCUUGUAAAAUCAAAAUAA